GCAUGGCGCCGCGAAAAUUAUCGCGCCACCCCCAAAAAUUCGAUUGAUGGCGCCCCUUGUGGUGGUGUGCCGGCGCUAUACCGGCGCUAUGAGGGCAUACCGCCCAAUUAUGCCGCCCCACUACGUUCGGACUAAUGGAAUGCAACCCAAGUUCAUCUUGUAGGGUUGACAGAAGAACCAUUGAGAAAAACAGAAGGACUCACAUGAAGGCCCUAUACUCCGAACUCCAUUCUAUUGUGCCUCAUGAAUCUUCUAGGGAUGUGAUAUCACAACCAGAUCAACUUCAGGAAGCUGCAAACUACAUCAAGAAAUUACAAAUAAAACUAGAGAAAAUGAAAAACGAAAAGGAUAAGAGGAUGCGGUUGAAGGAACUGGAAAUUAAUCAUAAGAAAGACACCAAAAUCUCGAGUUUGAUGGUGGGGCAACAAAGAACACCACAGAUUGAUGUUCGUGUAAUUGGGUCAUCUCUUGAAGCAAUUCUCAUCACUGGGGUUGAAUUUCGGCACUUGUUCAGUGAAACCAUUCGUGUGAUCCAUGAAGAAGGCUUUGACGUCGUAAAUGCUAGUUUUUCUAUCGUUAGCGAUAUGGUUGUUCAUACCAUACAUGCUCAGAUUGGAGAGCCUUAUGUCUCAGAUAAUGGUGUUUCAAAGAUCAUAAAGAAACUGAAUAACAUCUUGUAUAGCAUUUGAUCUUUAUCUUAUCUGCAAGGCCUACUUUUGAGUCCUUUAUCAACACUAAUUGGAAUAUAUGUUUAUGGUCUGUCAUAAUAUUUGGAUAUCUGCUUUUCAGACAUGUUUUGAAACCCUAUUCAGAUAUGUUGAUUGUGGUGUCUGCUGUGUAUGUGCUUUUAUUUAUUAGUCUAAACAUGUUAUGCAUUGUCAG
Helianthus annuus (common sunflower) is the source of this 882-nucleotide messenger RNA. RefSeq names its product transcription factor bHLH162-like. The record is from RefSeq and is a predicted model, not a curated record. Lineage: Eukaryota; Viridiplantae; Streptophyta; Magnoliopsida; Asterales; Asteraceae. The coding region runs from base 135 to 689 and encodes 184 amino acids. Gene Ontology annotation, biological process: regulation of transcription by RNA polymerase II. The transcript is spliced from 3 exons. Gene Ontology annotation, cellular component: RNA polymerase II transcription regulator complex. Gene Ontology annotation, molecular function: RNA polymerase II transcription regulatory region sequence-specific DNA binding; DNA-binding transcription factor activity, RNA polymerase II-specific; protein dimerization activity.